AUGGACAAUACUAGGAUGAACUCCUUCUUAGAGUAUGCAAUUUGUAACCGUGGGACGGGCGCCUACCAUCAUUUAGAGCAAAGCUCCCCUUCCUUCCCCUCUUGCUCAGGUAGCCCCUCCAGUGACACUUACCAUGGAGAAGGGCGCUUCGGUGCUGGGGGCAACACGGUCUCGGCCACCCACCUCCCCCCGCAGAGUCCCGGCUUCUUCCCCGCUACCUCCGGGCGCUCCGUGCCCUUCUCGGCCGCUGCCCCGAGCACCGGGUACCCAACCCAGAACUGCAGCCCCGGCUACGGGCACCACCAGCUCUACCUCGGCCAGCAGGACUCGGACGGCGUGUACUUCCAGGCGGCCGGGUACUCCUCCAGCUCCGGACCCCACCUUGGCCCCCUGGCUGAUGGCUAUUGCGGGGCCGUAGGGCAAUACCAGCAGCAGCACCUUUACGGGCAGGAGCAGCCCGGUUACUUGCCUGGGGUUUACGGCAACCUCUCGCCUUCCCUAAAUGAGGACAAAGACCCCGCGUGCCCCUCCGAGCCGUGCCCCAAUGCCAGCUCGGCGCGGACCUUCGAUUGGAUGAAAGUGAAGAGGAACCCCCCCAAGACAGCUAAAGUGUCGGAAUACGGGCUGCUGGGCCAGCCCAACACCAUUCGCACCAACUUCACCACCAAGCAGCUGACAGAGCUGGAGAAGGAGUUUCACUUUAACAAGUACCUCACCCGGGCCAGGAGGGUGGAAAUCGCCGCUACAUUGGAGCUCAACGAAACCCAAGUCAAGAUCUGGUUCCAGAACAGGCGGAUGAAACAGAAGAAAAGGGAAAAGGAAGGUCUCGCUCCUCCUGCUGCUUCCAGAUCCGGAAAGGAAGCGAGUGAAGCUUCGGAUCAGUCCAACUGCACCUCACCUGAGGCCUCCCCCAGCUCCGUGUCCUCCUGAACCGCGGUCCCGUGGGACACAACGACCAGGUCGGGGCUGCCUUCGAGGGCUGCUGCCCCCCUCUGCUCCCCGCAGCCCCACCCGCACUGCCCCGCACAGCCCCGGCCUCACACGGCUUCCCUCCGAGCCGCCCCUUUGGCUCCAGCCGCCUCCACCCGUGCGCUGCCCAUUCCCCUUUUGCCUUCCUCUCUUAAUUUAUAGACCCUCCGUCAAACGUUGGACUCCAAAGGAGCGGCCGUGUCCUCAUUUAUCCUUAGCAAUAGGCGUUUGUCUCAGGGACGUUUCUCCCUUCUUCCCUUCCCAAUAGGAACUGCACUUUCAACUACAGAAACUUGAAAACGAAUUUAGUUCUUUCCCGUUUUAAAGAUGUGCACAACGAUUUUUGUCCGCACGCAUCCUGAGUUUGCUGUAUUAUUCCUCCCCUCGAUGUGGUUAAAAAAGAAAAGUUUGGCUUUGUUUCCCUUUUAUAUUUACUCUGUGUAUCUCGGAAAGAGCCCAAGACGCUGAAAGCCUUUGGGAAGACCCGAAAAAGAAAAGAAACAAAGCAAAAAUGCAACUCCUCUGCUGCCAUUUUGCACUACCGCCGCUUGACAGGGUUUCCUACGCGCUGUCCGCCCGUAUUACUGAUCCUGGGGGUGGGAGCGUUGUGCUAUCAGAUAAAACGAGAUAAGGGGAAGGCUGAGCCCGGGGUGCUUUGGACAACGGUCAUUGCUGCACCGAGUGUGAACGUGCACGGGGUGAAGGCCGGGGGGGUUGGGGAGGGGUCCGCACUGCGCUCCCCCAGCCCCGACGCAUUGACUGCUGUUUAUUGGACGUCUCGAUAGCCUCAAGUCUUGGGGUGAAGCCGCACGGCUCCUUGUAUCCCCAGCCCCUUAGGUUUAUCGGAGUCCGAUAAAAAGAAACAUUAUUAACCACGGCCAGUUGUUACCCUUUGCCACCAGAAGCUUUAGCGCAGGGAGAAGUGAAAACCACGGCGAGUUUCGUUAAAGAUUGUUUUAAAGGGAUAAAAGGUCAUCCUGAAAAGCCUGUGGUUUCUUAAUCGGAAUCUGUUUUCCCUCCACUCCCUUCCCCGUGCUCUGUUUUUCGAAAUGAAGCUACCUCAGUUUAAUAAAGUUUACUUUUUCCA
Messenger RNA from Coturnix japonica (Japanese quail), 2056 nucleotides. RefSeq names its product homeobox B1 (gene HOXB1). The record is from RefSeq and is a predicted model, not a curated record. NCBI's taxonomy places the organism in Eukaryota, Metazoa, Chordata, Aves, Galliformes, Phasianidae. Gene Ontology annotation, biological process: regulation of transcription by RNA polymerase II. Gene Ontology annotation, molecular function: RNA polymerase II cis-regulatory region sequence-specific DNA binding; DNA-binding transcription factor activity, RNA polymerase II-specific. Gene Ontology annotation, cellular component: nucleus.